Gloeophyllum trabeum ATCC 11539 is the source of this 1743-nucleotide messenger RNA. RefSeq lists its product as uncharacterized. Bases 243 to 1562 code for a protein of 439 amino acids. The transcript is spliced from 3 exons. Lineage: Eukaryota; Fungi; Basidiomycota; Agaricomycetes; Gloeophyllales; Gloeophyllaceae. The record is from RefSeq and is a predicted model, not a curated record.
GAGGAGUGAUGCCCGCGUUCGCAUCUUGCCAGGGCUGCUUCUGAUUCUGACGCGCUAAUCGAGCGAUCGCAUUGCCUUGCUAUACCGCCCGGGCUGCGUGCAAUACAAUAUCAUAUCGUAUCAAUUGUUCAAUCGUCGUACGACUUUCCCCGGGUGCCCUGGGCUCUUACGUCCAGUGCGUUUCUGGCGCACAGCACGAGUAUACCGACUGGUUUGACUGCGCACCAGGCGCGUUUUUUGCCAUGGACUACAUGUACGGCGUGUCGACGGGGCUGGCGGUGGGGGCUUUGACCGUGCUGGCGGGCUCGGUUGGCUUCGCUCUGAGCCUCUUGUCACUCGUAUUCAAUUAUGUUAUUCCUGGCUUGCCGGAGGAUGCAUCAGGAAUUCCCGUCAGACCGAUUAAAUCUCUCCCCGCAUCGACCUCCCCAACCAGACAUGCAUGCGAGAAAUCCCCGAGGAGCAGCGUCGGCUCGUUCUUGUCGCAGACGACAGCCACAUCAUCCGACGCUUCCCAUCCGCACGCGCCUCACCAGGAGGCAUCCACAUCGCUGCCACCACCUAUACACCCCGCCACCCCAGCGUCGACGCCGCAUCGCGUGACUUUCCAGGAGAACCUCGUUCUGCCACCCACGGCGGAUAUGCAGCUGCGACUGCCGAGGGACAGGACGAGGAGCGCCGGCGGCGGCGGCGACAAGAGCCGCUCGGUGUCCCCGAAGACGCCGAUGCGAUCCGCGACCGACCCUGCCCAGAGCAGUAAGCCCGCUCCUCCCGUGGCGUCCACCUCGGCCACGCGCCUGGACUCGAACGGCGUGAUCGACCCGCUCAUUUCGUCCGAGCCUGCAAAGCCGGAAGCGAAACGGCGGCAUACGUUCGGGCUGCUGGGGAAGGGCUUCUCGUCGAUGGAGAAGCGCAAGAAGCUGGAGCGCUCCGUGAGCACACCCCUGCCGAAGCUGUGCGGUAAAGGCAAUGGGAAGGAGAAGGAGAAGAGCGCGCCGCCGGCGAGUGAUGGGGAGGGGGAGGUCGUGAGGAGGGAGAGGAAGGGGCCGGUGGCGGCGCCUGAGAGGAGGAAGACGAUGCCGCCGGAGAUGCUGGAGAGUAUGACGGAGGAGGAGCCGGAGGACGGCGCGCGGGUGCACCGUGCGCGGAGUGUGGACCGAUGUUUGAAAGCGAAGAUCCGCUCGCCUUCCCAGCCAGCCGCGCCCAAACUGCCCUCGCCGCCACCGCGCACGAACCCCUACGAGGCGCCGUACUUCUUCCCGCAGCCAGGGUCGCCCGAGGCGCAGGACUACGUGCGGCGGGUGCGGGAGGACCGGAUGCGCGCGUCGAAAGCAUCGAACAGCAGCCUGCGCUCGUACUUCCACUCCCACCAGCCGCCGCCGCCGACGUCGCCGUCGUCGAUGCUGCAGCCUUUGCCGACGCCGCCGGGGAGCGGGGCGGCGAGCCCGCGGAAGAGUGGCGGGCGGCUGCCGCCCACGCCUGAGGAGGUGGGGGAGGCGCUGGCGGCGGUGCCCGGUACGGCGCGCGGGAGGGGCAUACUGAAGAGGAGCAAGACGGGGUCGUGAUUUAGAGGAGUUCUGGAUGUGCACACCAGCUCAGAGUUCUGUUGACGUUGAAAACCUAAUCACUCGUUUCUUGGCUCGACAAAUAGUUUAUUUAUUAUUUAUCUGGUAGUAGUAGAUCUCGUAGUGUAAUCAGCAGUACUAGAAGCAAUACCGACAAGGUUGAGACUAUUCUUGAGCAGCG